Ananas comosus (pineapple) is the source of this 4626-nucleotide messenger RNA. Its product is annotated as ETHYLENE INSENSITIVE 3-like 3 protein. Gene Ontology annotation, cellular component: nucleus. The record is from RefSeq and is a predicted model, not a curated record. The coding region runs from base 312 to 2102 and encodes 596 amino acids. NCBI's taxonomy places the organism in Eukaryota, Viridiplantae, Streptophyta, Magnoliopsida, Poales, Bromeliaceae. The transcript is spliced from 3 exons. Gene Ontology annotation, molecular function: DNA binding; DNA-binding transcription factor activity.
UAAAAAGGUAAUUUCACGGGCAUCGUCGUCUCCAAUUGCAAAUUUCAAUCCCCGCUGUCGUUCAGUUUCGUCGCUCGUUUCGAUCCACCGCGGAAGGAGAGAUUAAAGAGGGACGAGAGAAAACCCUCGGGCGAAAUCGUCGGGCUCGAAACCCUAGGAAGAGGAGCUGCUUCCGUCUCCAAUUCGGGCUUGAAUGCUACCUUGUAAGUUCUUCCCUUUGAAGGAUUUGUCAGUCUAAUAGAGGAAGAGUCGAUUGGUUUGUCAAAAAAGAAAAAAAGAAAAAAAGAAAAAAAAAAAAGGGCAGAUUUUUUAUGGAUCACCUAGCAAUCAUUGCUACCGAUUUGGGUGAUAGUUCGGAUUUCGAGGUGGAUGGUGUGAGGUGCGAAAACCUGACGGAGAAUGACGUUAGUGAUGAAGAAAUCGAUGCGGAAGACCUCACGAGGCGCAUGUGGAAAGACCAAAUUAAGCUCAGGAGGAUCAAGGAGCGGCAGAAGCUCGCUUCUCAGCUGGCUUCUUCGGACAAAACUAAGACUAAACCCACCUCUGAUCAAGCUCGAAGGAAGAAGAUGUCGCGGGCCCAAGACGGGAUCCUUAAAUACAUGUUAAAAUUGAUGGAGGUGUGCAAUGUACGCGGGUUCGUCUACGGAAUAAUACCCGAAAAAGGAAAACCAGUUAGCGGGGCUUCUGAUAAUAUUCGAGCUUGGUGGAAGGAGAAGGUUAAGUUUGAUAAGAACGGGCCAGCGGCUAUAGCGAAGUAUGAGGCGGAGAACUUUGCUGCUGAAAAUUCUCUUAGUAAUGGAAGUAAAAAUCUUCAUAGUCUAAUGGAUCUUCAAGAUGCUACUUUGGGCUCUCUCCUUUCUUCUUUAAUGCAGCAUUGCAACCCACCUCAGCGUAAAUAUCCUUUAGAGAAGGGGGUUCCUCCCCCAUGGUGGCCGACGGGUAAUGAGGAGUGGUGGGCUCCUUUGGGCUUACCAAAGGGUAUGAGCCCGCCUUAUAAGAAGCCGCAUGACCUUAAGAAGUUAUGGAAAGUUGGGGUUUUGACUGGUGUGAUCAAGCACAUGUCUCCUAACGUUGAGAAGAUUAAAACGCAUGUACGGAAAUCCAAGUGUUUGCAGGAUAAGAUGAGCGCGAAAGAGAGCUUGAUUUGGCUAGGAGUGUUAAACAAAGAAGAAAUGGCCCUUCACCAGCUAAGUAGUGAUAAUGGGGUAUCUGAAAUAAGUCAACGUAGUGGUCAUGGGGAGCGCAGGGAGGAUACAAAUAGUAGUAGUAGCGAAUAUGAUGUCGAUGGCUUUGAGGAGAGAAAUCCGAAUUUGGUUGCGAAUACUAGUGGGGAAACUUCAAGUUCAAAAAAGAAGGAAAACAGUUCGCCUAAAGAUGCAGAGCAAGUUACUGAACCGAGAAAGAGAAAAAGGUCAGGUGACAUGAGUUCGGCACUUGUUGAGCAGCAGGCAGAAGCCACUCAGGAUGAAAACCGACAAGAGAAUUUGCGAAAUGGGAUGCCAAAUAUGAAUCACACAUACGUGCCGGUUGCGGCUUAUCAGCCAGUUAGUUUUGAUCGAGUGAAUCGUACGUAUCAAACUUCACAGCAUCAUGAAGAUCUUCAAAACCAGAUUAUUGUUCCUGAAACUGGGGUUAAUAAUUAUGCAAGUAUUCCUCAUGAUGUCCCUCCAAUAAACAUGUAUAUGGGAGGACAGCCUUUACAGUAUACUGAAAAUGAUUUAUUGGAGUCUCGAGGCACUCUUCAAUCUGGCAGUAGAAUUGAAUUUGUCUCUCCAUCUAAUUAUUAUGGGCCCUCACAAGGAAAACAACAGCUCCAGUCUAAUGUAAUUGAUCAGCAGAUGAGAACAUUGGUUUCUGAGGUACCGGUUCAUAGUAGUAAUGUUUUUACGGGACAUGCAUUGGCAACUAGCGGAAAUUCCAAUGCAGUUGCUGGCGACAUGCAUCCAUUCAUGGAUGAACCUUUCUACAAUGAACCAGAUAAGUUUGUUGGCAGUUCGUUCGAAGGGUUGUCCUUAGAUUUCAUCGGGAUUGGCAGUCCUUCCUUAAGUGGCCUAGAUGAUUUGCUGCAUGAUGACGAUAUUAUUGAGUAUUUAGGAACAUAAGUAAAGGCGUUGCAUAUCUCUUCAACUGACUGUUUCAUAGGUUCUACUUAAAAUUGUCAAUGGUAUACUUCAACCAAGUCAAAAAAGAUGGUAGUAUGCUCCUCUUACUGUCAGGUUUUAUUGUUCAAAAUGUUUUUAUAGAGAUUCUGAAUGAUAACGGACUUGAAUUCUUUUAAGAGUAAUGGCCCACAAGAUGGAAUGCUUUUAAGAAUAAUGGCCCGCAAGAUGGAAGGCUUUUAAGGAUAAUGACCCAUGAAAUGGAAGGCAACUUCUUCUAAGAUUACCUGGCCAUCCUUGAGUUGUUAUAUCUAUCUCCUUAGAGGUGUUUUGGUAAAAUUUUAUUGUUAUCUGGCUAGAAAAUAUGGCAUGAAUGACUUUUUUCGUUUAAGCUAUAUUCCUGGUGUUUGAAUGCAACUUGAUUAGUUUCUCUUGCUAUUCACCGCAAAACCAGGAAAUGGGAAACCAGAGGUAGUGAGGAGAGGAAUAGCCUGCAUAAUCGAAACUGCAAGGUUAGAAUCUAACCAUGCAAAACUUGUUAUAUUAUGUCACAGCUGAUACACGUUCUUCGACAACUCAUUUCAGCUGCAAGCUUUAUAUUAGCCUCAAACUAGUCAAAUCAGAUGCACCAAAUGCAUACAUCCUAUCGAAGGUUUUCUAGUUGUCUUUGGCAUGCAUACUUGGCAUUUUUAUUGCUAAGUGCGUGUAAAUGUUAACUUCAUUAUUUGAGAAUUUUACCUCUAUAACCAGAUAGGAGAGAGACCGCUCACCACAAGCCAUGACUAAUGAGCCUAGUCGCAGACUCACAAUAACUUCGUCUUCCUUCAUUCUCCAUUUCAUCCAUUUUUCACUUUAGACUCCUGUAUAUGAAGUGUUAAUUGUCAAGUGUGAGGUCAUUAAUUAUACCUUUCUGUGCAUAACCCUUUUCCUUUUGAUUUUUACUGGGUUAUAAUUUCUGGCUUUUGUAUCUCGGAUAUUUUUCAGCUACUUUAUAAUGAGUUACAUCUAUUAACAAUUUGAGAUGCUUUUCUGUUUCAUUUUUCCAUUCCUUUAAAUAGACACAAUAUUUCUGAAUUCUUCCCUCAAUUUUACAAUAUUUCUACUUCUCUGUAAUAUCCUGGACUCGCUACAACCCGCCGGUGAUGAGAAUGCUCUCAGACGCGGUCAGCGGCGGGGAUGAUGGUGAGGCUCAAAUUGGGAAUUUGAGGAAAUUGGGUGAGAAAAAGGGGGGAAGGAGAGAAUACAGAGACAGAGAUCAGAUUAGGAGUAGAUUGGAGAUAGAGAAGAGAGGAGAGGAAAUUGGGAAAAGCUGGGAGGAAGAAGAAGAAUUAUUGGGGAGAAAGAAAGUGUUAAUUCAUUUCAUUCAUUGCUAUCCCUUUCCCUGGUACAUUUACUAUUUAUACUAUUUUAUAUGUACUAAAAUGUAAAAUAGUACAAAAUAGGAGACUCAGUUGUAAAAGUUAAUAAAAUGGUAAAUGGGCCACCAAGGCUUCAAUCUGUGAGGAAUUUUGGGCUCUUAGACUGAGCUGAUGCAAUGGAAGAACGGCCUUGGACCGGAACGCCUCUUGAUAAUUCGACCUCAGCUCGGAUGCAUGUGUUGGCUUGUCUCAUUGGCUUUACGGUCGGAUCCGUCGCUUCCGACCACACGAUCCGUUAAGUAGGUUUAAGUAUGCCCUCCCAACCACUUUGUUUGCCUAGAUCCUAUUAGGCUCCUCGAUGCGUUCCGGAUGAGCCUAAGCUGUCGCCUUCUCGUUCUUCGCCGCUUCGACCACCGUUCGCCUUGGCUGCUACCUCCAUGAGCGGUCUUCAUCAGACCUCCAUAAGCUCUUUCUCAACUCUCGUUCUUUUAUUCCCUAUUUAUUAUUACUCUUCUAUAUUAUUAUCUACUUAGCCAUGACUCCUCCCUUAACUACUCAGGAUGUUACAUUCUCUUUGCAAUGUUAUAUCUUUACCUGAUGAAUUUUGAUGAUGUGCUUCCUGAAGUCUGACCUUUCUCAGAAUAGAAGCCUAUAUAUCUUAAUUUAUUUUGCAUAGUGAUUGUUAACACCCUUACCAUGCCAAGAUCCUGAAACAGUCUCCAUCUUGUAAAAGCCAUCUUUUUUUCCAGCUUAUGGCUAAUUACCUUAACCUUAAGUAUUACUUGCUACCGGAAUCUGGCUGUGAUCUUGUCUUUUUGCUGGCUUUUAUGCUUAAAGAUCUCAUCUAUAAGAUCUAGAGCAUAUCCUGUAUAACGGUCCUAGAAUCUUGCUGUAUGUUUUAUACUAUUUGCGACUCCUUGCUCAGUGUUUUCAGAGACAUUCAAGCCCUUCAGGAGUAAUCCAAUUACAUUUUGGUGUCAACAAUGAUCUACAUCUUUUUAGCAGGAUUUACUGUAUGAGCAAUUCUCUAUGAUGCUUUCUUUUAGUUACUCCUGUGACUGUCUUUAACUAUCAUUAUUCUGUAUGGAAUAUGAAGAAGCCUUUUGGGCUGACUGAGAACCUAUUGCACUGUAAUUCUUAUGGAGUAAUUAAUUCUUAAUCUUAUCUUC